Messenger RNA from Coffea eugenioides, 3144 nucleotides. RefSeq names its product BTB/POZ domain-containing protein FBL11. Gene Ontology annotation, molecular function: protein binding. The transcript has 19 exons. NCBI's taxonomy places the organism in Eukaryota, Viridiplantae, Streptophyta, Magnoliopsida, Gentianales, Rubiaceae. Gene Ontology annotation, cellular component: SCF ubiquitin ligase complex. The record is from RefSeq and is a predicted model, not a curated record. The coding region runs from base 41 to 2935 and encodes 964 amino acids. Gene Ontology annotation, biological process: SCF-dependent proteasomal ubiquitin-dependent protein catabolic process.
UUUUCACGAGAGUGGAGAGAAAUUUGGUAGCAGUGUAUUCAUGGCGACGAACACCGGCAUGGACGAAGACGAGGAAUUCGUAACUCUAAGGUGUAUGGAAGACGACGUUGAAGAUGACGCGGAAGAUGUGAUUUCCAUUUCAACCGCUGAGAUUUACAAAUGGGACUUGACUUCCAUUCUCACUCACAGAAUCGUCCAAAUCAAAGCCAAUCGAAACAGGAUCAUUCAAAUGUCUUCCUAUUUUAGCGGUCUCUUAUCUGGAAGCUUUAGUGAAUCUUGCCUGGAUUUGGUAUCAAUUCAUUGGAACGCACAAUCAUUUUUGAGUGUUUUGAGGUUCAUGUUUGGAUAUUAUGUGGAGAUCACCUCUGAUAAUUUUAUUCUUCUCUAUGAGGCUGCUCUAUUUUUUGGAGUGGAAUCGCUGCUCUUGCAAUGUCAGCUUUGGUUGAGGGAAGUAACAUCUUCCAAGGACCCAUUGACUCCAAAACUACAAGUAGAUGCUUUGAUCCGUGUUUGGAAGUAUGGUGUAGAGCAUGCAAAUGAUUUGAUUCUACAUCUUUGCACGAGUUAUCUAGCAAGGAACCUCAAGUGGGCAAUGUUGUGUGACUCUUUUUUGGAUGUUCCUUACCAGUUACUGAAUACAUGCAUUCAACAUCCCGAAUUGACCAUAGAUAGCGAGAAAUUUCUGUGUGAUGCCAUUCUUCUCUGGCUUGCUGCUAACAUCCGAAAAAACGCUAUUGAAGAUGGUUGCACUGGCAUGUUGCGACAGAUACGGUGUAAUUGUUUGCCUCUGUGGUUUCUUGCUGGUAAAAGAAGAUGCUGCUUCUUUGCAGAGUUUGCUGAUGAAAACAUUGAUGCUAUCCUUCAGCUAGCUGGACAUCCUUCUAUCGAUGUGGGAAACAUAUGUGCAGAUUGUGAUUUGAGUUGUAUGCAAAUUCGAUUAACAGAAUUUACUAAGAAGGUGGAUCUUUCAGGUUGCCCGCAAAUUAGGCCUAUUCUGCUCUUGUCAUUACUUCCUCCUCUAUACAGCAGGGAUAUAAUGGAAAGAAAAAAAUUUAAGCGACCUUUGCUCAACCUUCAAUAUCUCAAUGUGGAUCACUUGCCAACUUUGACUUUUGAAGCUGUAGAAGAGGUGGAUAUUUCAAAUUGUCCAAUGCUGGAUCUUGAGGAUGCUCUCAAGUGCUUCUCCAAGUCCUUUCCAUCCUUGAGGAAGCUAAGGGCGGUAAAUUAUGUAGACUUUGGAACUGAGAAGUUGAUUCGCUUGUUGGCAAGAUUUCCCCUUCUGUGCAACAUUGACCUAACAGUGGAUGUUAGCCCUCUUAUACCUGCAAAAGUAUCCGUUGUAUCUUCACAACCUGCUCUAUCUCCCCUAGGAUCAAGAGAGUUCCCAAAUGAUGAUCACUGCCCUUGGGAUGCCUCGUUGAGUAACAUGUCCAGACGACAACUUUCAAAUAUCACAAGGCUCACAUUGCAGGGCAGAAGUGAUAUUGCUGAUUCUGACCUGCGUAAGAUCACCAAAUCAUGUGCAUCCCUCUGUUACCUUAACCUUAAUGGUUGUAUGUCAGUAACAGAUUCUGGCAUAUCUUUUGUAAUACUAAACUGCAUUUUGCUUCGCUCAAUCUUGGCUUGUGAUACUUAUUUUGGGCAAGAAUCAAUCUCGGCGCUUUGUUCUGGUGUUCACAACCUUGAGGACCAUGUAGAGCCACAAGCUAAAAAACCCUUGCACUCGUUUGCUUCUAAGUUCCAUACUCUACAUAUAGGUGGCUGCAUGGGGGUCAGUGAAGCAUCUCUUUCAGAACUUCUAUCUCAAACUCUUAUGAUAAAGAGUGUAUCUUUAAGGGAAACCCACCUUGUGGAUGAUGCUCUCAAUCGCUUUCCAGGAUGUUCCUUGGAGAUGCUAGAUAUUUCUGAAACCAAGGUUUCUAGCCUUGCUCUGGCUCACUUAAUCCAUCGAAAUCCUGGUCUGAAAUGCCUGAAAGCAAGAGGCUGUAAGCAUUUGUCACUGAAUUUUAUGGAUGCUGAAGGCAGAGAGCCUUCUAACUUGGCAUAUAGUUCGACAGAGUUGCAUUCUGAACUUGGCAAGUCGUGCCAGUUGGAGGAAAUUGCAGUUGGAUGGGGAUUUUCAUUCUUUUCUUUGGAGAGCUUGAAACCUGCAAUUAGAUCACUACGGACAUUGGUAGUUGGUUUAGGUGGGUCCUUGGGGCAUGAUGGGCUCAGACUCUUACCUGCUUUCUCUCCUUUGUUAGAAACGCUGAUGAUUUAUUUCCAGGUGAUAUCUGACUCUCUUGUCAUCAACAUUAUGAAAACCCUUAGAAAACUGCAAGUACUGGCUCUCUGCUAUUGCUUUGGUCAGAUUUCCUCACUAAGCUUUCAGAUCAGCAUGCCAAAUUUGAGGAAUUUGAAACUUGAAAGGGUUGCAGCUUGGAUGACGAAUACUGACUUAAUUAUUCUGACUCAAAAUUGUCCAAAUUUGGUUGAUCUUUCAUUGCUUGGAUGCAGACUUCUUAAUCCAGAAUCCCAAGAUAUCAUUUCAUGUGGCUGGCCAGGUUUGAUCUCUCUGCAUCUUGAGGACUGUGGGGAAGUAACAGCCCAUGGUGUUUCAUCUCUUAUGAACUGUCGAGCCCUUGAAGAUCUCUUGCUACGUCAUACUGGCACUGGAAUUCCCAAAAACUUUAUUGUUCUUAUGGCUUCAGAGAUGCCAAUGCUUCGGAAAAUGUCACUUGAUAUUUGUGAUGCGAGGUACGGUGACUUUGACAUUCCAGAUUUUUCUGACAGGUGCUUCUUGAGCUAUGUGAAGAUAGCAAGGUGUAAACUUCAAAGGUGCAGUUUAGACCUCCACAAGUUGGAUAUUCAUAAGACACCUGUACAUAAAGAAACAUUAUUACUGGUCUGGGAUAGCAAGAAACUUACUAGAGCGGUAAUCAAAGAAAGGCUCUAGUUAUUGAAGGAAGGAAAAAAGAUGAGUGAUAGAAGGUGGAAGAAAAAAUAGAUUUUUGGGAUUUUUUUUACACCCCCAUGGCUCAUCCCGCCAAAAUCAGAAUUUUUUUGUCCUAGAUCAUUCAUUCCAUUCCACUGAAUUUGGCCAGCCUUUAACUCAGUAUGUUUUAUAGUCACUUUGACAAUUGAUAUCCUAAAUCUUAUUUCUUA